CUACCAUGCCGAACAUCGAGGAUGUGGAGCAACCGGUGGAGCAACCUUACCAGGACGACAAGCAUAUACAGGACGAGCGCGAGGUCAAGACUGACGUGCACACCCAACUGUAUGACGGUGUUCAGCGCCGCAUGGAGCAGCGACAUAUGCAGAUGAUCGCGCUGGCUGGCACCAUUGGAACGGGCCUGUUCCUGAACUCGGGACGCAUUAUAGCGCACGGCGGGCCUGUGGGCGCCCUCCUCGCUUUCAUCCUAACGGGGUCUAUCGCCUACUCAACUCUCAUGUGCCUGGGUGAAAUGGCCAUCUUCGCCCCCAUCUCCGGCGGCUACAUUCACUUCGCUGAGCGCUGGGUUAACCCGGCAAUCGGCUUCGCUUUAGGUUGGCAGGUGUCAAUCCAAUACUGCAUCUCAGCUCCGAGUGAGAUCAUCGCGGCCAACAUCCUCGUGUCGUUUUGGGACGAGGGGUUCUCUCAGGCUCACCAAGCGGCCUACAUUACCGCGUUUAUUGUUGUUGCCGCCCUGAUCAACUACGCCGGUGUGGCGUGGUUUGGCGAAUUCGAGUUCUGGAUGGCAACGAUGAAGAUCAUCCUCGUGAUCAUUCUCAUUGUGACCGCCCUCGUUAUUGACCUCGGUGGGGGUCCGCAGCAGGACCGGAUCGGGUUCCGAUACUGGAUCCACCCCGGGCCCUUUGCGCCCUACUACGGCAACAGCGACGUUGGGCGCUUCCUGGGCUGGUUUACCAACCUCGUCCAGGCGGCUGGAAGCUAUAUGGGCAUCGAGAUGGUGAUUGUGGCUGCGGCUGAGGUCAAAAACCCCCGCGUGGCACUCCGCAAGGCCGUCAAGCGCCUUUUCUGGCGCAUCGUCAUCUUCUACGUUCUGCUGAUCUUCCUCGUAUCACUCAUCGUGCGCUACGACGACCCCAAGCUUCUUCAAUCGAAGGGCACAUCGGCCUCGUCUCCCUUCGUACUGGCCAUGACGCGGGCAGGCAUCACAGGUCUCCCGCACUUUGUCAAUAUCUGUGUGCUGCUCUCUGCUUUUUCCUCAGGCUCUUCGCUCAUGUACUCGGCCUCUCGCAUGAUCUACGGAAUGGCACUGCGUGGCUACGCCCCGCGCCUCUUCGCAAGGACGACCAAAAGAGGUCUACCCAUUGUCGCGCUCACACUGGUUAACUGCUUUAUGCCACUCGCAUACAUGAGCAUCAGCAAGGGGGCAUCCACUGUCUUCAAUUGGCUUUCGAAUCUCACUGCUCUCUCAGGUUACGUCGUUUGGGGGAUGGUUGGCAUCACAUAUCUUCGAUUCAAGGCAGGCGUCGAAGCCAAUGGUAUUGAUCGACGGAGCUUCCACUACUACAACCGCAUGCAGCCGUUCACGGCACUGUGGGUCAUCUUUUGGGCCACCGUCAUUCUCCUAUUCAAUGGCUGGAAGGUAUUCACACGUGGCAACUGGAGCCCGUCCGACUUCGUCAUCGCCUACAUUCCUGUGCCCAUCUUCAUUACACUCGCCACAGGCUUCUGGCUUGUCAAGCGACCCCAGUGGCUCAAACCCGCCGAGCUCGACAUGUUUUCGAACAUCCCAACCGAUGAAAUGGUGGCUUAUGAGGAGCCACCUCCAAAAAACGCUUUCAUGAAGGUGGCCAACGUACUCUUCACCUAAGUUUGUACACUGAGUGUUGCCCAAUGCGGUGGCAUUAGCGUUCAGAAAGGAAACUGUUGCGGUAUCGCACAUGCGGGGGUGGGAUUGCGCGGAGAUGAAGCAGGUCUCGUUCUCGU
Cutaneotrichosporon oleaginosum is the source of this 1768-nucleotide messenger RNA. RefSeq lists its product as uncharacterized. Lineage: Eukaryota; Fungi; Basidiomycota; Tremellomycetes; Trichosporonales; Trichosporonaceae. Gene Ontology annotation, biological process: amino acid transmembrane transport. The record is from RefSeq and is a predicted model, not a curated record. Gene Ontology annotation, cellular component: membrane. Gene Ontology annotation, molecular function: amino acid transmembrane transporter activity.